Molecule: messenger RNA, 1994 nt
Organism: Lucilia sericata (common green bottle fly)
Lineage: Eukaryota; Metazoa; Arthropoda; Insecta; Diptera; Calliphoridae
Product: probable serine/threonine-protein kinase fhkB
Exons: 3
Source: RefSeq, a predicted model, not a curated record
AACAGCGAACGAGUAAACAACGUUAAAACGCUUGUUCAUUUGAAUAAAAAUUUUUAGCAAGAUUAUUAACAAUAUUAUAUAUAGCAAAGAAGAAGACAAAAAAAUUAUAAUAAUAAUGAAUAAAAACAAGAAACAACGAAACUGUUAAACUUGCUAAUAAAGGAUUUUUUUGUAUAUAAAAAAAAAUUUCUUGCUUAAAGUGAUCUUUUGUUCGGGAAAAAUUAAUAAAAAUCUGAAAUUAGUGGUUUAUGGAAGAAAAAAAGUUUUUAUAAAGAAUAUAACUGAAUGAUCGGAUAAUAAAUAUUUUUAUUUAUAUUUAACAAAGAUAUGAACAAAACCAACUAUAAACAACAACACUUAGGAUUGAAUUGAGAACAAGCCAAGUGUAAAAUUUCUAAGAAAUUUCUAUAAUAAAUACAACAACAGCAAAAAUUCACACGAAUCUAGAAACAACAAACAAAAUAAAAGAAUUUUAAAUAAAAAUUAUAUAAAAAUAUUAAAAAAAAUAUAUAUACAACAAGUGAGAAUGAAAAGUAUAAUGAAAAGUGAAGGUGUGAAAAAAUUAAGAAAAAUUUUUAAAAGAACAAUUGAAAUUUAAAGUUGUACAAAAAAAAAAUCAAAAGUUAACUUAGAAACUUACUAAGGAAAUAAUAAGAAAAUUUCAAAAAAAAAAAAAGUAAAAAUAUUAAAAAAAAAAAAUAUGAAAAAAGUUAAACCCCACCUUAGAAAAAUGUUUAACUUUAGCAACUUUAUCCUGCUGAUAGUAGUGUUGGCAGUGGUGUCACAUAAUGUGCAGGCAAAACUUCAAACGAAUCAUAAACAUCAACAACAUCAGGCUCACCAAACACACAAUUAUAAACAUCAUAAGUUUAGCGGUGAUAUUAAUACAGAUGAUAAGCUAGAGCAACAACAACAACAACACCAACAUGGACAUCAUAAUAAACAUCAACAUCAUUCCCACCACCAUCAUCAACAACAGCACCAACAGCAUUAUAACGCUGACACACCUAGUUUAGAAUUCACAACCAGUUCUUCUAUUUCAUCAGUUUCAUCAACCUCCGCUUCCCCUGUAUCUCUGAGUAGUGAUAAUGAGUUUUUAAUUAAACAACAACAACAACUGCCUUUUACUAAUAAGGACGAAAUCUAUUAUAAAACAAAAGAUCAUAAAGUUGCCUCUUCAACAUCGUCGACAACAUCAAAGCCUUCACUUUCUAUACAUCUGAUGAAGCAACAUCUUCGUAAUAUGAAAAAGUCAAGUUCAAACUAUAUGAGCAUGCAAACUGAAACUUUGUCUAAUUCUAGACAGGAACACACCCAUCUUAAGCACUACAACAACAGAUUAAUUUCAACGCCUUCAACCACCAAACACCAACAGGCCAGCAACAGUCGCAGCAGCAGCAGUGAUGACGGUGGCAUUGACAAUCAUCAGUCAGACAAUGUGGUUGCAACAAUGUUUUCCUCGCCAACAAAUGAAAAUUCUAAAUGGAACUUGCCAAAAACAACAACAAAAGAUAACAACACAAAAUUAAAUGAAACAGCUGAACUGGAAAAUCAUGACAAUAAUCAACAUCAUCAUCAUCAGCAACAUAAUCAUGAUCAUCAUCAUCAUAUGCAUCAACAUAAGAAACCAGAAUAUCUCAAUGAACAACCGGCUCAACAAAAUUAUGAAGAUUAUUAUUCUGAUCAAGAAGAUGAUGAUGAUGAUGAUGCUGACAACGACGACGAUGACUACAAUGAAGAUGAAGGUGAUAACGACAAUAACGAUGGCAUUUCCUAUGACGAUGAUAACAAUUUAAGUGAUCGUUCAUAUGCCAGGAUAACUCGUUCUAAACUUGAUGACGAUUACAUUGAUGAUGAACCUUAUCGCAAUGAACUUUCAAUGCAGAAUGAUGCACCUGGAGUUUUAACCGAACAAAAAUAUUUGGAUGUUGGUAAUGAAAAGGCUGUACAACAGGCGAGAGAACGUUAUAUACAGGAACAACAAAAAAGGCCAA